AUGAAAUUAGCCCAGCUCCUUCGGGCGGAAGAACGCCUCGACAAGUCGGAAGCAUGGGAAUUCCAGUGGCAUGGGAACCAGUUCCUGAGGCAGGGGAGCCAGACGCUCGGGGCUCACCUGAUGGACCUGGAGAAAAACCUCUCGGCCCUGACGGAGACGACGCGGGAGCACGCCGAGCGAAUCGCGCAGCUGGCGCUCUCCAACGAAGACCUGAGGAAAGCCAACGAAGACCUGAGGAAAGACAACGAAGACCUGAAGCUCUCCAACGAAGACCUGAAGCUCUCCAACGAAGACCUCCAGUCCCGGCUCCGCGAAUUCCAGCGCGAUCGGAACGAGACGAAACUCCGCCGGGACGAAGUCGAAGGACGACUGCAAUUUCUCGAGGGAAUUAACACGCUGCAAAACACGCCCAGAACGUGCCAAAGCCUGGCGGACUUGGGGGUGACGACGACGGGGAUUUACUCGGUGGAUCCGGACGGAGUCCUCGUCGGCGACCCGCCGAUCAAGGUCUUCUGCGACAUGGAAACAGAUCCGGUCUCCACGAUCGUCCUGCACGACGCGAUGGACGAAGACGCGGUCGUCGACCGCUGCGAUCGCCCCGGCUGCUUCGGUCGGAACGUGACGUACAACGCUUCCAUGACGCAGAUGGUGGCGUUGAUCGAUCGGUCUCAGUCCUGCGACCAGAAGAUAAGAUACGGCUGCCUUUCGGCGGCCCUGAGCACCGGCGGCGCCACGCAAUACGCAUGGUGGGUCGACCGCCACGGCCAGCCUCAAUAUUACUGGCACGGAUGGAACGCGACGGAACACACGUGCGCUUGCGGCCUCACCGAGUCCUGCAUCGACAACAACCUGCUCUGCAACUGCGACGCGGAAGCGCCUCAGUGGGAAUCGGACUCGGGGACGAUCACCAACGAGACGGCGCUGCCCAUCACCCAGCUGCGAUUCGGCGGACUGCAGUUCGAAGGGCAGAGAGCGAACUUCACGCUGGGCGGAUUGGUCUGCAGGGGGGAGGCAUCCAGCGGCAAGGCCGUCCAGGGAGGGGUCUCUCGGGCGGAGCAUCCGGCGGAGUCGUGCUCGACGCUGCGCCGAGCCGGGAACGGUCACACGGGAUUUCAUCUGGUCGAGAGGAAUGGACGGCUGGAUGUCGUCCGUUGCAGGAUGGACCUGAGCGAGACGGACCCCGAGUUUCAGGUGGAGACUGGGGUUCGCAUCGCGGAGCAUCCCGUGUAUUUCAAUGCGUAUCGGAAGAACAGUUGGAGCCAGACGGGAAAAAUUUCUUUCGAGGGGACCGAAUUGAACGUGGGCAACGCAACGGAUCCGAGCAGCGGCGUUUUCACCGCACCCGCGGACGGCAUAUACGAGUUCCGGUAUCAUUUCCGGAACUCUCACCACUAUCAGAGCGAGGUGGUCUUGAGACGAAACGAACAAAUUCAGGAACGUUUGUACACUUCUGGAGGAAGCAACACGAUCGGGGGGUCCUAUCUGCUCGAGCUGAAGAGGGGCGACAAAGUGGAUCUUUACUUAUCGUCGGGAGCGAUCCAAUCGGUGCGGUUUGAGGGAUUUUUGUUGUAUCCUGUGUGGAACGACGAAUGGAAUGAAUUAUGA
Molecule: messenger RNA, 1605 nt
Organism: Darwinula stevensoni
Lineage: Eukaryota; Metazoa; Arthropoda; Ostracoda; Podocopida; Darwinulidae
Source: the annotation of a GenBank genome assembly